AUGAGCGGUCACGGUGAACAAGCCAAGAGCGAUCGUUCCUCCGAGGAUACAUACUACAACCUCGGGUCAUACCAUCGACCCGUGAGCACUACAAACCACAAGGCUCAAACUUGGUUUGACCGCGGACUGAUCUGGACAUAUGCAUUCAACCAUGAAGAGGCAGUAAAUUGUUUCAAACAGGCUAUCGCGCAUGACCCAAAAUGUGCUAUGGCAUAUUGGGGCCUGGCGUACGCGUUGGGCCCAAACUACAAUAAGCCUUGGCAGUUCUUUGAUCAGCAGGAACUAGAGAUGACUGUCCAACGUACUCAUCGAGCAGUUGCCGACGCUGGAGUAGCUGCUGCCACGGCGACUCCCGUGGAGGCGGCGCUCGUUGGCGCCCUCCAGCAUCGAUAUCCGCAAGUGCAUCCGACGGCAGACUGCUCGUCAUGGAACCAAGGCUAUGCCAAUGCCAUGACCUCGGUUUAUCAGCUGUUUCCCGAUGACUUGGACGUUGCAACGCUGUAUGCUGAUGCAUUGAUGAACCUUACGCCAUGGGAGCUGUGGGAUUUGAAGACUGGACAGCCGGCCGCCAACGCCCGCACCAAUGAGAUCAAGACGGUUCUGGAUCGAGCAUUGGCACAAGACGGAGCUCUCCGCCAUCCGGGCCUUCUACACAUGUACAUCCAUUUGAUGGAGAUGUCGGGUACUCCCGAGACGGCGCUCACUGCCGCAGACUACCUGCGUGGAUUGGUACCUGAUGCCGGUCAUCUCAACCACAUGCCCACCCACUUGGACAUCCUGUGUGGUGACUAUCGACGGGCCAUCGCGUCCAACUCCGAAGCAAUUCGGGCAGAUGAACGGUUCCUGGCAAGGGCAGGGCCUGUGAAUUUCUACACCCUGUACAGAUCACACAACUACCAUUUUCGCAUCUAUGCCGCCAUGUUUGCCGGCCAGUCUAGGGUCGCACUGGAAACGGCGACAGAGUUGGAAUCGUCAAUUCCCGAAGAACUUCUUCGUGUCGAAUCCCCGCCGAUGGCCGACUGGCUCGAGGGUUUCUUAGCAAUGAAGGUGCAUGUGUUGAUCCGGUUCGGAAGGUGGCAAGACAUUCUUGACCUUCAACUCCCUCAUGACGCGGACCUUUAUUGCGUGACGACGGCGAUGAUAUACUAUGCCAAAGGCGUCGCACUGGCAGCGACAGGGAAAGUGGACGAGGCAGAUACGAUACGGAGCAUCUUCCGACAGGCGAAGAACCGGGUAGGAGAGAGUCGGAUGCUGUUCAACAAUCGUUGCGUGGAUAUACUAGCCGUUGCGGAUGCCAUGUUAGACGGGGAGCUGGAGUACCGUCGCGGGAACUUUGAUGCCGCUUAUGAGCAUCUGCGAAGGUCCAUUGCCUUGGACGAUGGACUGCCCUAUGACGAGCCUUGGGGGUGGAUGCAGCCGACGCGACAUGCGUAUGGCGCUCUACUCCUGGAGCAGGGACAUGUGGAACAAGCCGCCGCGGUAUAUGGAGCUGACCUAGGCAUGGACGAUACUCUUCCGCGCCCAUUGCAACACCCGAACAAUGUAUGGGCGUUGCAUGGCUACCAUGAGUGUUUGAGGAAGCUUGGGCGAACCGCCGAAGCACGCAUUGUGAAACAACAGUUAAAACUGGCGGCUGCGACGGCUGAUAUUCCGAUUCAAUCGUCAUGUUUUUGUCGCCGGAGCAUUGACACAGCGUAG
Aspergillus melleus is the source of this 1698-nucleotide messenger RNA. RefSeq names its product TPR domain protein. The record is from RefSeq and is a predicted model, not a curated record. The transcript has a single exon. Gene Ontology annotation, molecular function: protein binding. Lineage: Eukaryota; Fungi; Ascomycota; Eurotiomycetes; Eurotiales; Aspergillaceae. Bases 1 to 1698 code for a protein of 565 amino acids. Gene Ontology annotation, cellular component: intracellular anatomical structure.